Messenger RNA from Protopolystoma xenopodis, 372 nucleotides. The record is from the annotation of a GenBank genome assembly. Lineage: Eukaryota; Metazoa; Platyhelminthes; Monogenea; Polystomatidea; Polystomatidae.
AUCACCUACACCGGAAGUCAGGAGUAUCGCAGUGAGGCUGGGCUGCCAAAGACCACAAUUCUGCCAGGCCACAUUGUCCGUUGGCCUCAUCAAUCCUCUUCCAGACAUUUGGGUCUGGCAAGUCCGAUUGAAGGGGACUCGGACAAAAGAUCGUCAAGUCAGGCCCUACGCCCGGUGCAUCGGAUACAACUGGAUCAAUUGCAUGCUUAUGCUACCUACGAAAUAGACGUACGUGCAAUUUAUAGACCUGCCCAGCACAAGUUGACAAGUUCCGGAUCACCCAGACAAGCCGGUUAUGAACCGGUUCUCGGCAUGUCAGCCAAGAUCGAGUGCCGUACCACAUGGGACCGUAAGUGUAUUCAUGCAUUAUAA